This is a messenger RNA of Tripterygium wilfordii, 1203 nucleotides long. RefSeq lists its product as uncharacterized. The transcript has 4 exons. Bases 152 to 886 code for a protein of 244 amino acids. The record is from RefSeq and is a predicted model, not a curated record. NCBI's taxonomy places the organism in Eukaryota, Viridiplantae, Streptophyta, Magnoliopsida, Celastrales, Celastraceae.
UCCAGAAAUCUGAAAAUCCACCAAGCUCUCUCUUUCUUUUCUCGAACCAGAAUUUCCCGCCAAAUCACUAAAAUAGCUUCCUCUUCACACAAAUUGAAAUCAAGUGAUAAAUGUAUGCGAGGAGAGCAAGAAAGGUUAGAGAAGGGAGACAAUGGAGACUGUGAGUAAAAGAAGAAAGCCAUUAUCUGAUCGAACCAACACCAUCGCCUCCGCCAACAACUCUUCUGUGUCUUCUUCUUCUUCUCCUUUUGUCAAGCCCACGAAACCCCAUCCCUCUGUUCCUGUUUCUUCUGUCUUCAAGAAGCUGCUGAAAGACAUAAAAAACGACACCAGCAACAAAAGAGACGACAACAGUAAUCGCAUUAAUGGCUCCUCAAACCCUAGCGAGCCCACAUCCUCACUGCCGCCGCCUCAUACACCCGUACCAAUUCGGCCGCUCAAAUCGACGUCUGCUUCUGGUACUGGUAAGCAUGACGAUUCUGAGCCUUGUACAGUAUACACUCGAAGAAAGUCGGCACAUACAACAAGAAGUAGAGGGAAGGAAAUUGCCAAACCGAUUUUUUCUCCUGGUGCAAAGACAGAAUAUAAGAGGGAUAAAAUGAAUAAAGUCAGAAAUACCCGUGCCUCCAAGUCAUGUACAGUGCCACCGCCUUUUAGAAAGGUGGCAUUAGUCGGAUUAGGUUCUUGCUCUAAAACUUCAGCAACCAAACAACUGAAUCUGCCUAUGAUCUUAUUGCAGAAGCCGCGUGGGAUACUGUCCAAGCAAGAUAAUUCCAACCAUGCCUUGCCUGAGGAUUUUAUUGAGCAACAAAGAGAGUAUUUUGCGGAAAUUGAUGCAUUUGAACUGCUAGAGGAGGAGGUUAAAUUAGAUGAUGACUUGACAUAAAGUACAUGCGAUUGAGAAACGUGUAGGAUGAGGAAUGAUAACCAUCUGGCAUUCCAUGUACAGUUAGACUAGUUUACCAUGACUUGCUUUGGUAUGGUUCUCACCCAAUUUUGUUGCUGUUAGCUGCUUGAUAAUCUCUUACACUGUUGUCUGUUCUGUGCAAGAAAGAUGUAUCGCCUACCGUUUUUGACAAGAAUUUGAUCCACUUGUGGAGAGCAUUGCCUUUGUCCAUGUUUUGGAUAUAUAAUGUUGAUUGGCGUAUCAAACACUGCACUGAGUUACGUGCAAUUCUUAAUGUUUAUUCUCUCUCUACAUAA